Messenger RNA from Rotaria socialis, 1950 nucleotides. The record is from the annotation of a GenBank genome assembly. Lineage: Eukaryota; Metazoa; Rotifera; Eurotatoria; Philodinida; Philodinidae.
AUGAGCGGAACAAACCCCAAGCCAACUGUUCCAAAUUCAACAGCUAGUGCUGCUACAAGUAUAAUAACAAUAUCAGAUGCCACGCAACCAAGACGUCAGAUGGUUCAGGAUUAUCUGGUCAUUUGGGUCGAUGGUAACAUCGAUGAAAGCCAUGAAGACUGCCAGAAUACGCUGGCACAAUUGCGCGCAACUGUAAGUGAAGUGAAUGUGUUCAGGACAUCCGAAGAAUGUAUCGAGUUCCUCAAUAAAAUUGACGAGGGAAAAGCUUUCGUCAUUUCAUCUGGUGCUUUAGGACGAAGCCUCAUACAUGACAUUCAUGGCAUGCCAAAAGUGAAUGCCAUUUAUAUUUUUUGUGACAAAAAAGCGCGCCAUGAACCAUGGGCGAAAGAUUGGUCAAAGAUUCGAGGUGUUUUCACCUCAAUCAAACCAAUAUGUGAAUCGCUCAAAAAGGUCGCCCGUGAGUGCGAUCAUGAUUCAAUUCCAAUGAGUUUCAUUCCAAAGCAAUGCGCGUCAGAUGCAGCAUCGAACGAGCAAAAUCUUAAUCAGCUACCGCCAACAUAUAUGUACUCGGUGAUUUUGAAGGGCAUCAUAUUAGAAAUCGAUGAUGAUGACACCAAAUCUAUUAAGGCUUUAGAAGUCUAUUGCAAAAAACAAAAUAUUCCUGACGCAGAAAUAAAUGAACUAAAGUGUAAAUACCACCAGAAAUCGCCAGUAUGGUGGUAUACAUGUGACAUAUUUCUGUAUGGUAUGCUUAAUCGUGGAUUACGAUCGCUUGACAUGAAAGCGAUGUCCAAGUUAGGCUUUUUUAUUCGAAGUCUUCAUCUUCAACUGAAACAAUUGCAUCAGGAACAAGCAACAAAUUUCCAGAAACCAUUUACGGUUUAUCGUGGUCAAGGAAUGAACAAAGAAGACUUUCAGAAUCUACUAGAUUCAAAAGGUGGUCUACUAUCGUUCAACAACUUUUUAUCGACUAGUAUGGAUCAAAAAGUGACCACGAGUUUCGUUCAAGGAGCCCUGCAAAAAAAUGAAGACGUUGUUGGUGUUAUUUUUAUUAUGAAAAUCGAUCCAAGUAGAAUAUCAUCUUCAAUCACACCAUUUGCAAUGAUUCAUGAUCACAGUGCUGUUCCAUCAGAACAAGAAAUUCUAUUUACAAUGCACACUGUUUUUCGUGUCGCUGAAAUUAAACAGAUGGCCACGAAUAGUCGUCUUUGGAAAGUACAAUUGACUAUUACUGACGACAAUGAUCCACAACUUUCUGCUCUUACCAAUCGUAUCAAAGAGGAGAUCAGCGGUCGAGGAUGGCAACGAAUGGGUCAAUUGAUGCUCACAGUGGGUCAUCUUGAUCAAGCUGAAGAACUCUACAAUGAAUUACUCGAGAAUGCUUCUAAUGAUAGUGAUAAGGUACAUAUCUAUGAUCAGCUUGGAUGGUUGAAGGACAACCAAGGGAAAUAUCCAGAAGCACUUGAAUUUUACGGAAAAGGCCUCGAGAUAACGAAAAACACUCUGCCUCCGAAUCAUCCCAAAUUGGCUACUUCCUACAACAACAUUGGUUUAGUGUAUAGAAACAUGGGCGAAUAUUCGAAAGCACUUGAAGUUUACGAAAAAUCACUCAAAAUAAAAGAAAUAUCUCUGCCUCCAAAUCAUCCCUCUUUGGCUACUUCCUACAACAACAUCGGUAGUGUGUAUAACAGCAUGGGUGAAUACUCGAAAGCAUUUGAAGUUUACGAAAAAUCACUCAAAAUAAAAGAAAUAUCUCUGUCUCCAAAUCAUCCCUCUUUGGCUACUUCCUACAACAACAUCGGUAGUGUGUAUAACAGUAUGGGUGAAUACUCGAAAGCACUUUCCUAUUUAGAAAAGGCACUUAGUAUUAAACAAAAGUCACUUCAUUCAACACAUCCCAGCAUUAAAAACGUAAUGACUAGUAUAGCUGCAGUGAAAAAGAAGUUGUAA